AUGGACCAAUCAGGCCGCUCAGAGUGUAUAAAAAACGAGGGUUUAACACUGACGGGAUCACUCUGCAGCCAUGGGGCCCCUGCUCUUUGCUCUGCUCAUUGGUGCCGCUCUUGCCGCGGACGACCACAAGAUCGUCGGUGGCUACGAGUGCCGGCCGCACUCCCAACCGCACCAGGUGUCCCUGAACGCCGGCUACCACUUCUGCGGGGGCUCCCUGCUCAGCGACAGCUGGGUCGUGUCGGCCGCCCACUGCUCCAAGCCGCGUAUGGAGGUGCGCUUGGGGGAGCAUCACAUCGGGGUCACCGAGGGCAACGAGCAGUUCAUCGCUGCUUCCCGCGUGAUCGAGCAUCCCUCCUACGACCGGUUCACCCUGGAGAAUGACAUCAUGCUGGUGAAGCUGAGCGAGCCCGCCGUCCUCAGCGAGCACGUGGCCCCCGUGGCCCUCCCCACCGGCUGCGCCCCCGCCGGCACCAUGUGCACGGUCUCGGGGUGGGGCAACACCAUGAGCUCCACUGCUGACAGCCACCGGCUGCAGUGUGUGGACGUGCCCGUCCUGUCCCACGAGGACUGUGACGGCUGCUACCCCGGCAUGGUGGACCACACCAUGUUCUGUGCUGGCUACCUGGAAGGAGGCAAGGACUCGUGCCAGGGGGACUCUGGUGGUCCCGUGGUGUGUAACGGGGAGCUGCAGGGUGUUGUGUCCUGGGGCUACGGGUGUGCUGAGGAAAACCAUCCGGGUGUCUACUCCAAGGUGUGUGUGCAGAUUGAGUGGCUGAAGGAGACGAUGAGCGGCUCUUAACCGUCAGACCUCCUCGUCACGAUAACGGACGCCGGCGCCGCUUUCACUGCAGUCCAUAUUAUACAAAUAAAGAGUUGAAAUGAA
Molecule: messenger RNA, 883 nt
Organism: Gasterosteus aculeatus aculeatus (three-spined stickleback)
Lineage: Eukaryota; Metazoa; Chordata; Actinopteri; Perciformes; Gasterosteidae
Source: RefSeq, a predicted model, not a curated record